AUGGAUGCAGUCGAUGCCACAGCUCACUAUGAAGUGGUCACCUCGGAGGAGGCACCCUCGCUCCUGACGAUAAUCCUCGACACGAACCCCCGUGCCUGGGCCGCCCUCUCCUCCACCCUGCCCCUCAGCCGCGCCAUCGCCAACAUCCUCGUCUUUGCAAACUCGCACCUCGCCUUCAGCAGCGGCAACCGAGUGGCCGUCAUCGCAUCCCACAGCCACCGCGCCGAGUGGCUCUACCCGUCACCCUCCUCGAGCCAGCCCCAGAGGACGCGGCCGUCCGGUGGCGCCGGUGGUGAAGAUGUCGACAUGACGGAUGCCCCGGCCGCCGCCGCCGCCGCCGCCACUACUGACGGAGCGACGACCAAGACAUCGGCCAACAAGUUCCCGCAGUUCGCGGAAGUCGAGACCAGCUUGCUCAAGGCGACGAGGGAGCUCAUCGCGAGCACGGCAGAGGCAGACCUCGGCGAGACGACGACCCUGAUAUCCGGCGCCCUCACCCUGGCCCUCGCACACAUCAACAAGACCUCCCUCGCCUUCCCGUCCACGCGGUCAGGCUCCGCCACAGAUACCAAGGGCACGCGGUCCAAGGCCGCCGAGAAGGCCGGCCUCGACGCCCGCAUCCUCAUCAUCUCCGUCUCCGACUCGAGCCCGGCGCAAUACAUCCCCACGAUGAACGCCGUCUUCGCCGCCUCCCACUCGGGCAUCGCCAUUGACGUGCUGUCCCUGCGCGGCACGGCGACCUUCCUCCAGCAGGCCUCCUUCAUCACGCGAGGCACCUUCCUGUCCGCCGAGGACCCGCAGGGCCUGCUCACAUAUCUGAUGUUCGGCUUCGGCGCGACGUCGAGCAGCGAGGACGCCUCGAGCCUGAUAUCCCCGAGCACCGACGUGGUCGACUUUAGAGCUGCGUGCUUCUGCCACAGGAAGGUGGUAGACACGGGCUUCGUAUGCAGCAUCUGCCUGAGCAUAUUUUGCGAGGUGCCAGAGGGUGCAGAGUGUCUGACGUGCGGGACAAAACUCGCCCUGGGCUCCUACGGCGCCAAGCCAGCCGUUGUGCCCCGGGUCAGGAGGAAGAAGAAGCGGCGGAUCGGUAUCAACGGGGAGACGCGAGAGGAGACGGGUAGUGCCGCUGGGACUCCGCUCCCUGCUUGA
Thyridium curvatum is the source of this 1149-nucleotide messenger RNA. RefSeq lists its product as uncharacterized. Lineage: Eukaryota; Fungi; Ascomycota; Sordariomycetes; Thyridiales; Thyridiaceae. Gene Ontology annotation, cellular component: transcription factor TFIIH core complex; transcription factor TFIIH holo complex. The coding region runs from base 1 to 1149 and encodes 382 amino acids. The record is from RefSeq and is a predicted model, not a curated record. The transcript has a single exon. Gene Ontology annotation, biological process: nucleotide-excision repair; regulation of DNA-templated transcription.